Gryllus bimaculatus (two-spotted cricket) is the source of this 1174-nucleotide messenger RNA. The record is from the annotation of a GenBank genome assembly. Lineage: Eukaryota; Metazoa; Arthropoda; Insecta; Orthoptera; Gryllidae.
CUGAGGCGUGAGGCCGGGCGUGGGGCGGGGGUGGGACAGGGCAGAGGUCAGCGGUCAGCGGGGACAAUGGGUGACACGUGACGCGCGGGGCAGCGCAGCGCAGAGCAACGCAGCGCAACGCACCGCCGCGCCGGCCGUCGCCAUGGACGCACGCGGCACCGGACAGGCGCUGUUCGACGCCGCCGCCGCCCUCUCCGAGUCGCGAGGUACUCAACACCAGCCCGCGAACGCUCUGCUGCGCCAUUCGAGCCAGUGCCCUCACCAGACGGUGCGCCGCGAACAGGGUCGCGGGACGGAGAGUACUGCAACCGUCUGGAGCAAUGCUGCGACGCCAAUUGCUGGCCCUCCAUUAUCUACCUGCUUCUUGGUGGUUUUCUUUGUAUUGAUUGUGCUCAUCUGCAUCUGUAAAUACUGCAUAAAAGCCCUGUACGAGUCGGGCUGGGCGAUGAGGCGCUUUGGCGAGCGGCGCGGGCUGCUGCUGCACGCGCAGCGCACAGAUCUGCCGCCGCCGUACUACACCAGGAGUCCAGAGCGAUGGGGAAAACGCAGCUGCAGCACGUCUGAGACUGAAUUCAGCAGUCUGGGCCCGGAUGUAGAGCAGCCCCUCGCGAGCUUGCCCGCCCCUUAGCACGACCACAAGAGGCGGUCGUUCCAGCGAGCAGCACACGAAACGAUCUGGAGCUGCACAUCGCAACUCUUGCGACACACACGCAGACUACGCUGGUCAGACGAACUUUGGGAUGAUAUCCCGGGCGAUAACUCUAAAAACAUUUCGCUCAAAACGAAAUGUGUGAAUGAAGUAUCGAUAAAAUCUAGUUUCAGUGCGAUUGAAUUUUUCGCACAAUAUUUUCUGCUACUGAAACUUGUUUUUGCUUUCCUGCUCCUGAAAUCUAGUUGAUCAUUUUAGUAAAAAAUUAAAUUUAAAUUAUUAAAUAUAAAUUAAUUAUGGAUUUAUAUUGAAUAACAGAAUACGAAACACAGAAGAAAGGAAAGGAUGACAAGAAAAAUAUUUUCAGUUGACUGGGAUUUUUGUAAUGAGUGUUGACUACACUAUGUAACACGAUUUGUGUGCUAAUUUUUUAUAAGUUCUUGUUAACGACGGAAAAAGACGUUUCAAGUAAAAAUGAUUGUUUUUGUUAUCAGAACGAAUACAUGUAUUAAAUUAUCACAUUCU